Messenger RNA from Oncorhynchus gorbuscha (pink salmon), 4020 nucleotides. Its product is annotated as endogenous retrovirus group FC1 Env polyprotein-like. The coding region runs from base 2135 to 3271 and encodes 378 amino acids. NCBI's taxonomy places the organism in Eukaryota, Metazoa, Chordata, Actinopteri, Salmoniformes, Salmonidae. The record is from RefSeq and is a predicted model, not a curated record. The transcript is spliced from 2 exons.
CUAGUUGGCUAGUUGGCUAGCUGGUGUAAAUAAUACUUUGAUAACCAUACAUAUGCUUGAAGGCCGUGGCAGGCCUCUAUAUCUAAUGCUUCAGCCCUCAGUAACGAAGGGCAUAAACAAACGGAGAUUACUAAUGUGUUUGCUAUAAUGUUGCUGUAAGCUGUUUUGGGUGCGCCUCUGCAAAUGUUUCCACACAUAGUCACGAAAACAGGAAGAGGGCCAAACCACAAGACUGGAGAAGCCGCAUCUCGUGAGGACAUAUCUGCUGAUGACAGGAACACACACACACAUACACACACACCCCACCCAGAUACAUUCACAUUUAGAACCACACACCCAGCAUUUAGCCUCAAGGGAUCGUGGGCGUAUCUGCUUUUUGACACAUGUAAGCUAGUUGAGCAACGCAAAACAGACAUUAAACAGGAACAUUCUGAGACAAUGGCAACAACAACCUUGGACCAAUAAGGAGAGACAACGCCCGGGUCUGGACCAAUCCGAGGACCAGACCUUCCAGAAUCAACCUACUUUCUGUACUGUAUAAAACAUGUAUGCUGUCUAAAUUAGGGGCUCUCUUUUUCUGACUCCCUCUGAGUUCAAGGAACAGAGCCCGUAUACGCUGUACACAAUACUUUUACUCUGAAUAAACUGCAGAUUGUUAAACUUUAACUCCUCGUCUGAACUGAUCCUUGACCGACUCGCUCACCUAAGCAUCUCACCUUUUACCAACAGAAUUCUUGGUAGCAGAGGAUGGUUUACUAAAGACCCAUAAAACGUGAGAGUACGGGAGCGAAUUGGUGAAAGGACGGUUCAAGGAGAAAGACGAGCCAAUUCGGGGGAGGACAAAACUCUGCUCAACUCGGAGAACUGAUCUCAGGUCGACCACUAAAAAGCUCUCUCCACGCAGAUACACCGGGUCGCAGAGGGGGAGCUGACGGAUGACCAGGAACAACCAAGGGUAAAGGUUGGUGACUGGGUAAGGAUCAAAGUCCACAAAAGAAAGUGGGCUGAUCCCAGGUGGACUGGACCGUACGAAGUGAAGGAAGUUACUUCACACUCAGUCCAGGUCAAAGGUAAACCAGGCGCACCUUGGCACCACCUGACGCAUUGUACACCAGCACCAGCACCUGACAGAACACUGACAGAAGUCAGAAGCGAUUUGAUCGCAUCUAAUUCGGCUACAAAUUCUGUUAGCUCUGACAACUGAAGGAUGUGGAGACGCCUCCAAUCCUCAGGUGCCAGCGAAGGGCACCUUUGGUCUAGACGACAAAGGGCACCAUGGGAAAGAUUAGGAUGCUCUCUUCCAAUGUUUGUGCUAUUGCUGUUCACCUCGGGUGUGGUAGUAGGAAUAAUGCUUUGGGCUUUCGAACAUACAGUUAACAAAACAGAUAUAAUACCAGAGGGCACUAAUUCCACAAUUGACAUCACUGGUCUCACCACAAAUCUUACCACAACCACCAUGGCUAGUCACAACCUACGUAAAAGACGCAUUGAAGUCAUAAACCAAACUUGUCCAACUGAUCGGGUAGGUAGCACCACCCUGUGUGUACCAGUUAAUGUUACUACCACUGUCACUAUACCCUGGGGAACACUAGAGAACAAUGUGCAUAAGAUUGGGGUUAAUAACUUAUGGCAAUCAAAAUACCACUGGUAUCUUACUAAAGGAAAUAGUCCCCGCGAUGAUUGGAUUUGGAGAAAUUUAGUUGCUGAAACAGGCCCUGAUUGGUCUAGUUAUUCAAAAGGAGACUUAGUGCUGUUAUGGAGAAAUAGAUUGACCCUUACCAAAUCAAAAGUGGAACUGAAACUGGUGAUUAAACCAGGUAACAAGGAGGGAUGCCAAGGUUUCAUUUUGGCACCUUGGAUAGACCACAGAGGGGCACCAUUGUACAUAUACUACUUUAGAUGGUUUUUGAAUGUCUGUGCGAUGUCAGCCCCUGUCCCUUCUUCUGUUACUAAAAAGGAAGGUCAAGGAGCCCAAUCAGGAUCUGGAAUGUGGGGACCUGUCCGUAUGACUGCCAACCCACCGACAUUUGAUGACGCUAUCUUUACUGCCACUUAGGUCUCUGGGUUCUCCAACAACUGGCUCCUGUUAACUGAGGAAGCAGGUAGAGUGUCUCGCCAGGACUGUGUGGUAUGUAUGGGAGCCAGGCCUCUCCUUCGCAUUGUGCCUGCAGCCUUACCUGUCAAUUGUGUUUUCCCGGUUAUGAGAUAUAGUAACCCAACUCGAAAUUGUUCUUCCUGGGAUAAGGUUUAUCCACUAGUCAAGGGCAGACAGGCACCGAUUUUCUCCUCAGAUGUUGCUGAAGGAAAUUUCACAUGUGUGAACAUGACCCAAGGACCUCCAUAUUUAGGUACUGUCCCACCCCACUGGUGUAAUGCUACUCACUUCCCUAAUUCUCCCCUUAAGGUCGUAGCUAGGGCAGAUGUUUGGUGGUGGUGCGGAGGAAAUGGACUUUUGUCUAGGUUUCCUCCUAACUCAUCAGGUUUGUGUGCCCUAGUGUCACUGCUCCUCCCUAUUGCUGUACAUCCCAUGAGUGUGGCUGGUCUCCUCUCCCAAGUCAGUGAAACCCCGUUAAGCAGAUAUAAAAGACACACCAUGGUAUCACCCACUGACAAUCCGACCUACAUUGAUGCUAUUGGUGUGCCCAGGGGGGUACCUGAUAAAUAUAAGUUGGUUAAUCAAGUCACUGCGGGGUUCGAAUCCUCAAUUUGUUGGUGGUGCACUGUUAACAAAAACGUGGAUCGCAUAAACUAUAUCCAUUUCAAUGUCCAAAGACUGGGAAAUUGGACCCAGCAAGGGUUUGAGGCUGUACAUGGUCAAUUAUCGGCUACCAGCCUUAUGGCUUUCCAAAAUCGAAUUGCCAUAGAUAUGCUAUUGGCUGAAAAAGGAGGUGUCUGCUCCAUGUUUGGGCAACAAUGUUGUACAUUUAUUCCGAAUAACACUGCGUCUGAUGGCAGCCUGACAGUAGCUCUAGAAGGACUUAGGACUCUUAAUGGUAAAAUGAAAUCUCACUCUGGCAUUGAUAACUCUAUGUGGGACUCCUGGAUGGAUGCUUUUGGCAAAUACAAGACUCUCGUUUCCUCUGUUUUAAUUUCUAUUUCUGUUUUUGCGGCUAUUCUGGUUUUGUGUGGGUGCUGCUGCAUUCCAUGUAUUCGCUCGCUUACCAAUAAAGUGAUAACUAAGGCUAUUGAUCCUAGCGCCCCGGCUCAGAUGUAUCCUCUCUUGGGCCCGGAGGAUGUGUACGAUGACUUAGAGAUGUGCGAAAUCGACUGAUUAGUCACGUCUCUGCUGAGACGAGAAGAGAGGGAUUACUUAAACUUUUCUCUGAAAAGUUUCUUCCUAUCAGUUGGUCACGUCUGUAAGACGUGAAGAGAGGGAUUUGUAAAUAAUACUUUGAUAACCAUACAUAUGCUUGAAGGCCGUGGCAGGCCUCUAUAUCUAAUGCUUCAGCCCUCAGUAACGAAGGGCAUAAACAAACGGAGAUUACUAAUGUGUUUGCUAUAAUGUUGCUGUAAGCUGUUUUGGGUGCGCCUCUGCAAAUGUUUCCACACAUAGUCACGAAAACAGGAAGAGGGCCAAACCACAAGACUGGAGAAGCCGCAUCUCGUGAGGACAUAUCUGCUGAUGACAGGAACACACACACACAUACACACACACCCCACCCAGAUACAUUCACAUUUAGAACCACACACCCAGCAUUUAGCCUCAAGGGAUCGUGGGCGUAUCUGCUUUUUGACACAUGUAAGCUAGUUGAGCAACGCAAAACAGACAUUAAACAGGAACAUUCUGAGACAAUGGCAACAACAACCUUGGACCAAUAAGGAGAGACAACGCCCGGGUCUGGACCAAUCCGAGGACCAGACCUUCCAGAAUCAACCUACUUUCUGUACUGUAUAAAACAUGUAUGCUGUCUAAAUUAGGGGCUCUCUUUUUCUGACUCCCUCUGAGUUCAAGGAACAGAGCCCGUAUACGCUGUACACAAUACUUUUACUCUGAAUAAACUGCAGAUUGUUAAACUUUAA